CUGUUUUUAAUUGCAAUUUGAGCAAGGGUUAUCACAAUUUAUAUCGAGGUCACAGUCUAAAAUAAAAAGAGAACCUUGGGUUUUUUGCACGUCUUUAUUUAAUUGGGAAAUCCCGCUGUAGUUAUUAAACAUACAAAUAAAGUUAAUUCCUUAAUCUUUUCUUAUUUAGUCUUCGUUAAAAGUUCUUGAAGUGAAGUUCAUUGAUUUAAAGAAGAAUGCAUUUUCAAAGCGUUAUUAUUUUGGUGGUUUUAUGCGGAGUUUUUGAGUCAAAUCAGUCAAGACCUGAUUGCCCAAGGAUUUUGUAUAAAGCCGAUUGGGGUGGAAGAGCCGCUAAAGGAGUCGAACAUACAAUAAUCCCAGUUAAAUAUGUUAUUAUUCAUCACACAGUGACACCGUCAUGUUCAACGGAAGAAAUUUGUUCAGAUCUUGUUACAAAUAUUCAAAAUUACCACAUGGAUGAAUUAAAUUGGCACGAUAUUGGCUACAACUUUUUAAUUGGUGGUGAUGGAAAUGUAUAUGAAGGUGCUGGCUGGCACAGAAUAGGAGCUCAUACUUAUGGAUACAACUCAAAAUCACUAGGACUAGCAUUCAUUGGAACUUAUACAAGUAAAUUGCCAAAUGAAAAACAAUUAGAAGCAGCUAAAAAACUUAUUAGUUGUGGUGUUGAAAAAGGAGAAUUAGCGCAAAAAUACAAACUGCUUGGUGGAAGAACUGUUAGUGCAACUCAAAGUCCCGGUCUAAAACUAUUUCAAGAAAUCAAAAAUUGGAAAGGAUUUACAAUAAAUCCUUAAAGUUUAUUCAAUUCAGAUCUAUUCUUAAAUUAAUAGAAUUCCCUUUAACCUUUAUUUAGUACUAGAAAUAAACAUUAUUUUUAUAACAA
Molecule: messenger RNA, 880 nt
Organism: Onthophagus taurus
Lineage: Eukaryota; Metazoa; Arthropoda; Insecta; Coleoptera; Scarabaeidae
Product: Peptidoglycan recognition protein SA
Biological process (GO): innate immune response; peptidoglycan catabolic process
Molecular function (GO): zinc ion binding; peptidoglycan binding; N-acetylmuramoyl-L-alanine amidase activity
Source: RefSeq, a predicted model, not a curated record